AUGAGCCUUCUCGAUAUUAACGACUGCGAUGGGGAUGAUUUUCAUCCAAGUUCCUUUAAUAUUGAUAUCGUCUUCGUGCACGGAUUACGUGAAGCCGGACUCGACGCGUGGAAAGACGUACAUACAGGCAGCUUGUGGAUGACUAGUAUCUUCCCGCAUGCUAGACACAAGGCGCGAACGCUCGUAUACGAAUAUGAUGUCAACAGAAUGGUUACUCCGGGUGGUCCGGCCGCGACAGGAAUCUACGACGAAGCUGUAUCGCUAGCUAAUGUCCUUGUCGCUAACCGGGAGCUGCAAAAUGCUGAGCGGAGACCCAUAAUAUUCUUUUGCCAUGAAUUGGGUGGGUUGAUUGUUAAGCGUGCCCUUGCUUUUUCACACUCGCGCAAGCACGCGAAACUUACACACAUCCGGUCAAUCUAUCGUUCUACUGUGGCCGUCAUGUUCAUGGCAACACCGCAUCAAGGUCUUCGGAAAGAUGCUAUUAUCCGCUGGAAUCAUGAUAAGAAGCGCGAUCCGAGCCAGUUUGAGCUAAGCCUAUUAGAAGGAUCUGACACGAUACAGGAAGUUACAGACCAUUUUACGCCGAUAAUGAAGGAUUUUCAAUUGUAUAAUUUUUGGGAACAGAAAAAAACAGAUUUUGAACAGACUUCAGCUUAUAUUGUGGAAAGAAACUCGGCGGCACCGAGCUGGCCGGACGUGGAUCAAUGCGGAAUCAACGCAACGCACUCUGCCAUGGUGAAGUUUAGCUCAACGAAGUCGCCCGGUUAUACUCUAGUUUUGGGGUCAAUCGAGAAAUAUAUUCGAUCAGCACCACAAACAGUGAGGAUUCGCUGGGAACAAGAUUCCGCGCUCUUGAAUAGUGAGCGAGCAUUCGAUAUAGGAGGCCUCUUGGAGGCUAGCGUUGCCGGAAAGACGCUUAUCACGGCGGCUGAGCCGGAUCGUUGGAAGUCUGAACCUAAUAUCUCGACCAUUCCCAACAACACGUCCACAAGUGAGAAUGUAUAUUACCACGUCGGCCUACAUUCGGACUAUUUUGUUGGCCGCGAAUCACAAGCUGAGUUACUUUUGCAUGCAUUCAAACCAACUGAGGACACUGGAAGCGAAAAACCGAAGGUGUUUGUUGUUUAUGGACUUCCUGGUUCUGGAAAAACACAAUUUUCUCUGAGAUACUUAGAAGAUCAUCAGCGGCAUUACUGGGGAGUCUUUUGGAUAGAUUGCAGCACGAAAGAAACUGCAGAAUCUGGGUUUGGUCGGCUAGGUCAGCUAGCAGGAAAGGGAAACGAACGCGGUGCUGGUAUAGCUUGGUUAGCACAAACCUACAAACCGUGGUUUGUUGUCCUAGACAAUGCAAAUGACCCCCAAAUGACACUCUCCGAGUUCAUUCCUUCAACUGGCAAUGGCAAUAUUUUAAUAACAACUAGGAACCCAGGAGCACGCCUAUACAACACAGUGGGUUAUCUCGAAUUUCGAGGCCUGAACCCCGAAGAUGCUAUUACGCUUCUGCUACGCUUAGCAUAUCCGGACAAAGAGUUGCAGGACACAAAACAACUCUAUAGCAUAGGUGCUAAAUCUAUUGUGUCAGAGCUCGGAUAUCUAGCACUGGCUGUAAAGCACGCCGCUUUCACUAUCCGCUCUCGCAUGCGCCCGCUUGAGUUUUAUCUCAAAUCCCUAUUGACCUGCCGAACAACACUAUUGAGUCGCCCAAUAGUCGAAAGUGCCGCAGAUGCCAACAUCAUUGCGACCUGGGAGCUGCCGUUUGGAGAAAUCUCAAGCCAUCGCUCUACCGAUUAUCGCGACGCUGUUGACUUGAUCCACAUAUUCGCCUUUCUGCACUUCGCAACAAUACCGUGCGCUAUACUCUCACUCUGUUCAGACGGUAUCAAGUCGUCCACAGGACUGGCAGCGUGCCCUUCGUUUUUGAUUGACCCCGUAGCGAAGUAUCAAGUGGAGGAGAGAAUCCUGGUUGCAGCCCGCGUGCUCUAUAAUCACUCAAUUAUUUCCAUCCAUGACGUGGACGCAGGCACAUGCAAUACAGCGCUUUUGUCCGGUAAAUACUUUACCCUUCAUCCAGCAAUUCACGAAUGGGCACGGGGCCGGCUUCGAAAAUGCGACCAGCUGAAGUGGCUUUGCUGCACGGCCGCGAUACUUGAGCAUGCUAUCUCUUCAAACAUGGAGCCGUCAGGCAGGAUGUUCCGCCGCCUCCUGCUUCCACAUAUUGAGUCCUGUCGGUCUUUACUCAAGAGCGCUUAUCCAAACCUACCAGAAACCGCGGAACAGGCUUCCCAGCUAGAAAAGUUCGGCCUUGUAUACAGUGAGGCGGGGCAUUGGGAAACAGCACGCAUAUUACAGAAACAAGUUCUAGCAUAUCGUCUCAGAACGCUAAAACAGUAUCAUCCAUUAACGAUACAAGCGGGAAGAAACCUAGCGCACACGUAUUGGAAUCUCUUUGAAAUCGAACACUGCCUAAACCUUUUGAACGACAUCCGGAAAAGCCAAGUUAUAUAUAGGCCCUCAUUCUUUGACUACUUUGUAUGGCCGCCGCUGAAGCCGUGUUAUUUUGAGUAUUAUCUUACUCUAGAUGAUUUGCAUAAAUCGUUGUGGCUCUCUGGGGAGCGAGACUUAUCUCUGACAGUUGGUUUACGAGCAACAAAUGGCCUGAAAGAGCUGCUAGGACCGGAAGACCCAGUCACUGUAAACGCCAUGUUCAAUCUAGCUCGGACUUUUUUGCACCUGGGUCGAUACGAAGAGAGUUUUGAGCUAUUAGAGCAUGUUAUCAAGGUUAGGAAGCGAUUUUGGGGUCCAGAACAUCCCGAUACAUUAAUGGCUCGCAAUGAACUUGGCAUGAAUCUGUAUGCGCAAGGAAAAGAUCUGCUAAAAGCGGAGCAACUCGUGCAUUCGGUACUUCAAUCACGGAAUCGCAUAUUGGGGGCUGAACAUGCCUAUACGCUGUGGUCAGUGAAUGACCUUUCCAAGAUAUGGACGCAGUUGGAACGCUAUGAUGGUGCUAUUCAAAUAUUGGAAGAAAUCUUGCCCAUUGUAGCGCGGACAUUGGGGCAGCAUCAUAUCGGGAUGGUGAUGACAAGAUCGAAUCUCUCGCGGGCCUACAUUCGUUCCGGUAGGCUGGAAAAGGCCAAAAAAGAAAUUAUUUAUAUACGUGAGCAGGUUCCACAGAACCACCCCGACUCUAUAUAUGCCGACUACGGAUGGGCGUAUCUUCUCUUCCAUCACGACAAGAAUCCGGAGCUAGCUGUAAAAUGUUGCUAUGAAGCUCUUGAUAGGGGCUUAGAAAGCCUUUUGUUAAGACCGGAACACGGCACAAUCGCAUCUCUUACAACGCUACUGCUUCAAAUAUACGAAUUUCAAGGUCAUGAAGACGCUAACGAGUCAUUGAGGCUGAAGUUUCCUCAGUUGAAAGGAUCUCGAGAUCCAGAAUCUAUUGACUUUAAUCUACUACAGCCACCGAGAUCUACUAAUCCGCCGGCAGCGGUCGAACAAGAAUCCCUGCCACCAGUUAACCAUCAGCCGCUACAGGAAGAACAGCCCAGGCUGAAUCGGGCACCAAGAACUUGGUAG
[Torrubiella] hemipterigena is the source of this 3573-nucleotide messenger RNA. NCBI's taxonomy places the organism in Eukaryota, Fungi, Ascomycota, Sordariomycetes, Hypocreales, Clavicipitaceae. The record is from the annotation of a GenBank genome assembly.